AUGACUUCCCUAGUAACCAAGUUAUUCUUCGUUCUGUUUCUCUUGUUCUCUAUCAUAUGUCUCUCUUCUUGUAUUCCUAGCGAUGACCUUGACAGGUUCAGGUCUGAUGAAGAAGUCUUGGCACUAUUCCAGCUGUGGCAGAAGGAAUACGGACGAGAGUAUGACGAUCGGAAGAGGGAGGCCAGCAGAUUUGAGAUUUUCAAAGAGAACUUGGAGUACAUCAGAGAGACAAACGCAAGAAGAAAAUCACCCUUAGACUAUAGCUUGGGACUUAACGAAUUUGCAGAUCUGAGCAGGGAGGAGUUCAGUAAAAUUUUCACGCCUGACAUGGGUCCAGUGCCCAAAGACAACAUCAACUUGAACGAUGAGGACGACGAUUCAUGUCCUGAUGCCCAGGCUUCCAUAGAUUGGAGGAAGAUGGGAGCUGUAACAAAGGUGAAGAAUCAAGGUCAUUGUGGAAGUUGCUGGGCAUUUGCUGCCGCAGGAGCCAUUGAAGGAAUAAAUGCAAUAGUCACAGGAAGGCGUAGUGUAAGCGUCUCUGCACAAGAACUCGUAGAUUGUGUUGAAGAGGCAAAAGGUUGUAAUGGAGGAUGGUAUCAUUAUGCAUUUCAAUAUGUUAAAAACAACGAAGGCAUUGCCAAAGAGGCUGAUUAUCUCUAUACUGCUGAAAAUGGCACUUGCAAAGCCUCCGAGAUAAAAAGGAAAGCUGUCACAUUGAGCGGGUACAAAACUGUGACUUAUCAAUCUGAAAAGUCAUUAUAUUGUGCGGUCUCAAGGCAGCCAGUUAGCGUGGCCUUGGAUGCAAGAGAUUUUCAAUUCUACAAAGAAGGAAUCUAUAAUGGAGAAAACUGCACAGGCAAACUUUACACUAGUCAUGCUGUGUUGAUCGUUGGAUACGACACUGUGGCUGAUCGCGAUUACUGGAUAGUGAAGAACUCAUGGGGAGAAAGUUGGGGCAUGAAGGGGUACAUGUUCAUCGAACGAAACACAGGUAGCAAAGAUGGAGUCUGUUUGAUUAACAAGUAUGGUGCUUAUCCAACUAAGGAAGAUGCAGUGAAGCUUGCGUAUUACUACUCUUCUAUUUGAACUAAAUAAGUAUUAGCUAUGAAUGAGCCUGGCUGGCUUCAUGUAGUUGUGUGGGACCUAGUGAGUUUUGCACACUACAUAUAUGUAUGUCUUGGGCAUAAAUAAGUGGCAAAUGAUUUGCCUUUAAAUAAAUAUUAUGAUGUAAGACUUCUAAAUUAAUCAAUGUAAGUUCUGCUUGUGCUUCAAUAUAUAGUUUCUCG
Messenger RNA from Prosopis cineraria, 1286 nucleotides. Its product is annotated as zingipain-2-like. Gene Ontology annotation, cellular component: lysosome. Lineage: Eukaryota; Viridiplantae; Streptophyta; Magnoliopsida; Fabales; Fabaceae. The record is from RefSeq and is a predicted model, not a curated record. Gene Ontology annotation, molecular function: cysteine-type endopeptidase activity. The coding region runs from base 1 to 1086 and encodes 361 amino acids. The transcript has 4 exons.